Molecule: messenger RNA, 654 nt
Organism: Aplysia californica (California sea hare)
Lineage: Eukaryota; Metazoa; Mollusca; Gastropoda; Aplysiida; Aplysiidae
Product: sulfotransferase family cytosolic 1B member 1-like
Exons: 5
Coding region: 1-654 (217 amino acids)
Biological process (GO): sulfation
Cellular component (GO): cytoplasm
Molecular function (GO): sulfotransferase activity
Source: RefSeq, a predicted model, not a curated record
AUGAUCUCCAUUGCCCUUCUCAUCGUCAACCAGGGUCUACACUGGCAUGUGGCGAUAAUCCGCAUGUUGCAGAACCAGAGCACUGAGCACAAACCAUACGACGCCUUUUAUCUGCAUAAGCACCGGGCAUCUUUUCUGAGCCAACAACCGUCGCCCAGACUGCUCACAACUCACGUCCCCUUCAGGUACCUACCAAAACAGGCUUUUGAGAAGAAGAUCAAAAUCGUGUACCUCAACCGGAACCCGAAGGAUGUCAUCGUGUCCUACUUUUCUCACAGGGCCAGCAACUCGGGUCAGAUGCACUACCCGGGGACGUUUGAACAGUUCUAUUAUCUCCUCUUGGAGGUGGGCUACCACCAUGGCCACAUCUUCGACAACUUGCUGCAAUUCCAGGAAGGACAAGACUCCAUGCCUGACGUUCCCAUCUACACCUCCAUGUUUGAGGAUAUGAAGACGGACCCGGCACAAGGUGUGAAGAAUCUGAACCAGUAUCUGGGCACGGGCUGUAGCGAUGCGCUGUGUGAAGAGAUAGCUGAGGCCUGCCAGUUCCGCAAUCUCCAGCCCGCGAAGGAAGGCGACCCACCAGGGUUCGACGAGAAUGAGUUCAAGAACGGAACCCCGACCUUCUACAGGAAAGGUGAGCUGAACAUUUAG